This is a messenger RNA of Ornithorhynchus anatinus (platypus), 1250 nucleotides long. RefSeq names its product HtrA serine peptidase 2 (gene HTRA2). The record is from RefSeq and is a predicted model, not a curated record. Bases 1 to 1173 code for a protein of 390 amino acids. Lineage: Eukaryota; Metazoa; Chordata; Mammalia; Monotremata; Ornithorhynchidae. Gene Ontology annotation, molecular function: serine-type endopeptidase activity; protein binding. The transcript has 9 exons. Gene Ontology annotation, cellular component: mitochondrion. Gene Ontology annotation, biological process: programmed cell death; positive regulation of apoptotic process; proteolysis.
AUGGCCUCUGGGAAAGCCAGGACUACAAGUCCCGGCGGCCUCCGCGGCGGCCGGCUUCGCAGCGGGGAGGACUACAGGUCCCGGCGGCCUCCGCGGCGCCCCGGCCCCUGCGGCCGGCGGCUUCGGAGCGGGGAAGGGGGGGGGGCGGGGCUGCUGCUGCUGCUGUGGGGGCGGGGCGGGGGGCCGCCGGGGGUCCAGGCCGCCCUGCCGGAGCCCCCCUCCCCCCGCCGGGUCUACAACUUCAUCGCCGACGUGGUGGAGCGGGCCGCCCCCGCCGUCGUUUACAUCGAGAUCCUCGGCCGGCACCCGUUCUCCGGGCGGGAAGUGCCCAUCUCCAACGGGUCCGGCUUCGUGGUGGACGCCGACGGGCUGAUCGUCACCAACGCCCACGUGGUGGCCAACCGCCGGCGGGUCCGGGUGAAGCUGCCCAGCGGGGACACCUACGAGGCCACGGUCACCGACGUCGACCCCGCGGCCGACAUCGCCACCCUGCGCAUCCGCCCCAAGGAACCCCUGCCCACGCUGCGGCUGGGCCGCUCGGCGGACGUGCGGCAGGGCGAGUUCGUGGUGGCGAUGGGCAGCCCCUUCGCGCUGCGGAACACCAUCACCUCCGGCAUCGUCAGCUCCGCCCAGCGCCCCGCCCGGGACCUCGGACUCUCGCAGCCCGACGUCGAGUACAUCCAGACGGACGCCGCCAUCGACUUCGGCAACUCCGGGGGCCCCUUGGUCAACCUGGACGGAGAGGUGAUCGGGGUGAACACCAUGAAGGUGACGGCGGGCAUCUCCUUCGCCAUUCCGUCCGACCGGCUGCGGGAUUUCCUCCGGCGAGGGGAGAAGAGACGUUCCUGGUUCGGGGGUGACGGGACCCAGCGCCGCUACAUUGGGGUGAUGAUGCUGACCCUGACCCCCAGCAUCUUGGCGGAGCUGCAGCUGCGGGAGCCGGGCUUCCCCGACGUCCAGCACGGCGUCCUGAUCCACAAGGUCAUCCUGGGCUCCCCCGCCCACCGGGCGGGGCUGCGCCCGGGCGACGUCAUCGUGGCCAUCGGGGGCCGGCCGGCGCGGACGGCCGAGGACGUCUACGCGGCCGUGCGGACGCAGCCCCGGCUGGACGUCCGCGCUCGCCGGGGGGACGAGACCGUGACCGUCCACGUGACGCCGGAGGCCACCGAGUGACCCCCGCCCCGACCGCCACGCCCCACGGAGGGGCGGGGUCUCCCACCCCGCUGGACCCGGGGUGGGCCGGGGCGGAC